Molecule: messenger RNA, 3231 nt
Organism: Macrosiphum euphorbiae (potato aphid)
Lineage: Eukaryota; Metazoa; Arthropoda; Insecta; Hemiptera; Aphididae
Source: the annotation of a GenBank genome assembly
AUGAGUUCAUUAUCAUUUGAUAUAUUUUGUUCAAAACUUUCAGACUGUGAAGCACCGAUAUCAGUUAUUACAGAAAUCUUAUCAAAAAAUGACCCUUUAAAUUUUCAAAAUAUCUCCAAUGAAUUUAGCAAAUUAGGAUUUACCAAAGUGAAGGAUUUAGCUAGAGCAACCCUUGGAAAAGCCAGCCUUAUGAAAUUGCCAGGAGAUACUCUAACGCUGCUUUAUGGAGCUAUAGAGAUAUAUAGUGAACGCCUGGAUAAUCUUCUAAAAUAUGCAAAAUUGGAACUUCAAAAUGGAAAUUUCAUUAAUACUCAAAAAAUAUGUGAAAAAUUACUUUUACAUAAACCGAAAGAUUUAAAUGUUUUAUUGCUUAAUGCCAAAUCAUUUUUCAACUGUGGAAAUUAUGAUGAAUGUAUUAAUUGUUUAGAAAAAGCAAAACAAAUUAAUCCCAAAUGUUCCGAAGUUUUAAGUAACUUUGCAUUAGUUUACAUGAAAAAAUCAGAAAACGAUUUAGCAAAACCAUACCUUUAUGAAGUAUGUGAAUUAAAACCGUAUUGUGUGGAAGCAUGGGUAGAUUUGGCUGUUUUUUCAUUUGAAACAAAUGACUUAAUAGCAGCUGAUUUGGCUUAUGUACGUGUUUUAAGUAUAAAACCUGAAUUAUAUGAAGUACGUAAUGAUUACGGAAAACUACUAUUAAAAUUAAAUAAAAUCAAAGAGGCUAAAAAGCAAUUUAAGAUUGCUCACAGCUGUGCCACAGAAUGUCCUGAAACUCUAAACAAUUUAGCAGAUGUUUAUUAUAAGAGGGGUAAAUUUGAAAAAGCAAUUUCUAAAUAUAAAAAAGUUAUAGAAAUAAAUCCUGAUCUAAUGAAUGUUCAUUUUUAUUUGGGAAUGGCUCAUCUAAAAAUUACAGAGUACCAAAAUGCAGCUAAUGCAUUUUGGAAAGCAGUACAAUUAGAACCAGAAAAUGUGACAGUUUUAAAAAAUUUAGCUGUUACAUACUGUUAUCUAGAAAACAUGGUAUUGUGUGUUGAAAUAUACAAAAAGUGUUUGAAACUUCAACCUGAAAACUUUAAAUUGAAUUUAGAACUGGCCAUGAUAUAUUUACGCAACAUAAAAAAUUAUCAAGAAGCUGCAGUAUAUUUUAAAAAAUGUAUCCAGUUAGGUCCGGAAAGCAUAGACCUGUACAAAAAUCUUUUUGUUGCAUUCCGGAAAGUCAAUGAUUAUCAAAAUGCGUCUGAUACUUGCAUGUCAAUGGGAGAUUUGUACUUAGAAAGUGAUGAUCAAGAAAAUGCAAGAAAUGCAUUCUGUUGUGCUGUACUUUUAAGCCCAGGGAAUGCAGUUGGUCAUUGGAAAUUAGGCCUGACUAUGUAUAAUUUGGGACAUUCGAAUUUGGCUCUUACAAGAUACAAACAUGCGAUAGAAAUAAAGCCGAAUUUGGCAGAUGCCUAUUGUGAUAUGGCAGUAAUUUUUGAUGAACAAGGACUUAUUGAAAAAGCCAUACAAUAUUACAAAAUGACAAUCAGGUUAAAACCAUCCAAUUUAAACGCUCAUUUGAAUUUGGCCGAUAUUUUGUUCAAACAUAAAAUAAAUCUUCUAGAGGCCAUAACACAUUAUAAAAUAGCUCUAGAAUAUGACAAUACAUCUGUUGAUAUUUAUAUACAAAUGGGAAAUAUAUAUAUUGAGUUAAAUAUGAGUGAAGAUGCACUACAUUCUUUUUACAUGGCAAUUCAGCAUGAUCCACAAUGUUUAGAAGCUUACAUUUCGAUUGGUUCUAUACUAAAAGACAGUGAUAAUUUCAUUGAAGCAAUUAGUGCUUACGAAUCCGUAUUAAAAUUACAACCAGAUCAUCCAGACGUAUAUUGUCAUUUAGUAAACUGUUUACAAAAAGUGUGUGAUUGGUCAAACUAUGAUGCACAUGUAAAAAAGUUACAAGAAAUUGUUAAUGAACAACUGAAUGAUGAUGACGUGUUAUCUUUAUUACCUCACGAUGCAUUGAUGUUUCCUCUAUCGUUAGAAGUACAAUCUAAAAUUGCUUCUAAGUUUGCAGAACACUGUGUUCAAAAAUUGAACAAAUCAAUAGAAGAACCUCCACAAUUUGUUCAUCCAACAGUUUUCAAUGGAAAUAUAAAGUUUGGCUUUGUAUCAACCAAUUUUGGUAAACAUCCAAUAACGACCAUUAUGGAAACAUUAACCAGUAUAUGCAAAAACCAACAAGUAGAUGUCAUUUGUUAUUCUAUAUCUUCAAAUGACAAUAUUCCAUCAUGGUUGAAUAACUCUGAACACCAUAAAGAUUUGUCACAACUGAAAUUUGUCGAUGCUGCUAAAGUUAUUAAUAGUGACGGAAUCCAUGUAUUGGUUGACAUGAGUGGUUAUACAAAAGGUGCCCAAACUGAAAUAUUUGCUUUGAGACCGGCCCCAGUUCAAGUUUCAUGGUUUGGUUAUCUUUGUACCAGUGGUGCAACGUUCAUGGAUUACUUCAUUACAGAUCGUAUAUGUUCUCCUCCAGAACUUCAAAAUGUUUAUACUGAACAAUUGAAUUUUACAAAUCAUACGGUUUUUAUUGGCGACCACAAACAUAAGUUUUCUAAUUUACGACAACGCUUAUGUUCUGAUGAAGAACUGGAAAGAUCAACUUUCAACUUGCCAGAAAAUGUUGUCGUUUUCUGUAAUUUUAGUAAACUGUAUAAAAUAGACCCAUUUACUUUACGUACGUGGAUAACUAUUUUGAAUAAUGUUCCUAAGUCUGUACUAUGGCUUCUACAUUUGAACGAUGUUGCUGAAAAUAACUUAAGAACGUUUGCUGAUGUUUUAAACUUUGAUACAUCACGCAUCAUUUUUGCCGAUUUUAUUCCUAAAUAUCAACACCUGAAUCGAAUCCAGUUGGCCGAUAUAUAUUUGGAUACACAUUUAUACAAUGGACACACAGCGUGUUUGGAUGCAUUAUGGGCAGGAGUUCCAGUAAUAACAUUACCGGGAGAUACUUAUGCAUCUCGUGUAACAACCUCACAAUUGACUUCUUUAGGAAUUACUGAUACUAUUGCUCAAAAUGAAGAAAACUAUAUUGAUAUUGCAAUAGAAUUGGGGUUGAACAAAUGCUCCUUGGAAAAAAUGAGAAAAAAUAUUUGGGAUUUAAAAAUAGAAAGCCAUCUGUUUAACAUAAAUUGUUAUGUAACAGAAGUUAUUUUAAUCUUGAAGCAUAUCUCCCUGACAAAACCUGAAUUAGGCGUGUAG